This is a messenger RNA of Corythoichthys intestinalis (scribbled pipefish), 5509 nucleotides long. RefSeq names its product CD109 antigen-like. Gene Ontology annotation, molecular function: endopeptidase inhibitor activity. The coding region runs from base 2860 to 5379 and encodes 839 amino acids. The record is from RefSeq and is a predicted model, not a curated record. The transcript is spliced from 24 exons. Lineage: Eukaryota; Metazoa; Chordata; Actinopteri; Syngnathiformes; Syngnathidae.
CCUUCAGUAAUAUGAAAAUAAUAAACAACUAGUAGAUGAUGAUGUAGUGUAAAGCGCUUUGAGCACCUUAAGGUGGAAAAGCACUAUACAAGUAUAACGCCAUAACCAUACUUACGCUCCACCAUAUAAAAUGGCAGGCUUAACAACCUAGCCAUUGUUACCAAACUGCACUUUAUGGUAAGUUGCGGUGCUCUCAACUCUGCACCGUAGUGUGGAGUGGACGGGUGAACGGCACGUUUGUCGUCGGUUCGUCCGGGUCUUCCUUCACAAAGGUGGCGAUGUGCAUUAAAACGCAGAAACACCGCGCAACAACUCUCAACGACUCCUAUCUCACCCCUUUACGCUCGCCCACCUCUUCGUCUGCGCCAAAUUGGUAAAGCUCGUCAUAUUGUAGGGGACAGCAGCCCUUUGGGGUUGCCAGUAACACCAUGCUCUCCACUGAGCGUGAGCUUGCUCAAAAACUGGAUUUCACACAUGUUAUAAAUUACUUUGCUGUCAAAAAAUCUAGGCGCAUCACCGUUUGAGUGCUUGAUAACCCAAGGGAUGUGGAGGGGGCAGGCACAGGAUGUUUAGUUAUACUGUUGUGUUCCUUAGCAGGCAGGCAUAGCGCUCUCAGUUGUAUUGUUUUGUAGCCUACAUGGGACAAUAGAUUAAUAAAUUGUUUGUUUAUAUUGUGUCACAUCACAUCACGGUCUGUUAAAUUUGACUGUCCAUCCCAAAUUAAAUAAUUUGAAAAUUUACACUGCCAUUGCUUGCAAAGCGUUAAAAGUACACAAUGUUUUUGUGACAAGCCGGUGGCAGGAGUGGGGUGGGGGGUCCUCUAAUGGUCUCGUGUCCCCGGGCCCCUGCAAGUCUGUUGACAGCCCUGGUUAUACCAACCAAUGCUGUUCAACACAAGGGUUGUUAAAAAAAAAAACUCGGUAUACUGCACAGCAACUAGCCUAUUUAUUAUUGUGGUUUUAGUUCACGGUACUGUUGAAGUGCAUCAUACUGAGACAAUUAUUUUGUAAAAGUACAAUUUCAGCUCGUGUAUUGGACAUACCCGUUUAUGUCAUUUUAAUGUAUAUACUGUAAGUGUUUAAAUUAUACUGUAUUACAUAAAACUAAUUCCGAUUUCUAGGUUUGAAUAGCCCUGUUUGAUGAGGACUUAGUAUGGUCUCUACUACCCCUUAGCGGUAGGACUAUGUCAUUACAGCUACUCUCCGUGCUUGUCUUUAGCGACUAUAUCCAAAUCCCGUUCAAUAUAGUUUUAGAUCACCUCCCAAAAAAUCCCUUUGAUUGGUACAACAGUAAAUUCACAACUCACCUAUUAUGUACAUAAUAAUUAACAUUUUCUCUGCUUUCUCUAAAACCAAACAGAGUAUUGUGCUGGAUUUAUUGUUACAUUUCGUUUGUAAUUUUAAAAAAUCAAAUUGUGAAUUUUGACAAAUGCUGAAAUUAACAUAUUGUAUCAAAGUGGAGUUGAAAUGUAAGGCACUGUAGUGAUAUACACUGGAUUAAAGUAUUCACCCUCUCUAUUACCAGAUUUUUAUGGUAAGAAACUCUUAAAACUAAGUGAAAAUGCAUAUUGUUUAAUACCUAGUCAUGUGGUUGGCUUCAAAAUUAGCCAGUUAUGUUCAAACUCAGUUAAAUGGAAGGUACUUGCAUGCCCAUAGUUCCUCUGAUUGAUCCCAAUGUGUUCCUUUAUGAAAUGUAACUCCCAAUUGCGUUAGGCACAGGUAAAACAAUUUGUACCAAAUUUUCUUGGUUUCAUCAGACCACCUUCCUUCCUGGUAAAGUGUAUCAUGUAGAUUUGUACUCAAUUUCUUCCCCAUCUUCUUACUACCAAUCAGAAUGACCAAACAGAGAGGUGAGAAGAGCCCCUGUGGGAAAAGACAUGAGCACAGUUCCAUUGUGUGACAGACUAUAUGAUAUGUUCAUAGGGUACUUGUGUGCAAUACUGGAAGAGAGUGUCCCUAGGGAACAGGAGGUGUUCUUUUGUCUUGUGCAGGCUAAGGUCAGUUGAGCUUGUUGGUGGCAUUCACUUUUGGGAGUCAAACAUAGUGAUCUGUGAUCUGUAUGGUAGCAGGCAAUGGAAAUAUGAAUGUUAUUUGGGCCCUCGUUUGUUUGGGAGUUUGUUUCACUCCAACCGGUGCCACUAACACGUAAGUAACAUAAAAAUAAUGUUCAAUUCAUAGCAUUGCAUUGCAAACACAGUUGAUACAUUUAUUUUCUUGUGCUAGUAACGUUGUCUGUGCUUAACUGUAUGUGUCAGAACAUUAUUUGUGCUGACGGGACCUAAGGUGCUGCCUGCUGGGAUGCCCUCUCUGGUUGCUGUAACUGUCUUUUCUGAGCUCCCUGUGAGGAUCAAGGCUGAGGUUUCAUAUCAGACCACUAAAGUUACACAAGUAGAGGACUUCCAAGGAGAUGUAACUAAACUGCUUACUCUGCCAGCAGUGAGUAUUUUAUUCCUCUUAAUCUGUAUAUCUAUAUUGAAAUCACCCAAAAUUAUUGGUUGCCUAUUUCUUUUGACUGCAAUAGCUUCCCACCUUCAUUACUAAAAGUUCCCACUUGAAUUUGACGUUGACGGGCUACCACGAGGAAAAGAUUGUAUUCUCCGACAUCACUACCAUCAAUUUUGACUCCAGGAAUGUCUCCUGCUAUAUUCAAACUGACCAAUCACGUUACCACCCAGGGGACACUGUCAGAGCUGCUUGUGUUCAAUUGGAUAAUCUCCCGUACAAAGGCAGAGUGAAUAUCUCAGUAGAGGAUUCCACUGAAGAUGUGGUGGAAAGGUGGCAGUCCACAGUGAAUCAAGGGUUUGUGUUUCAAGAAUUCACCUUAUCCCAGACUCCACCUUUAGGCGUGUGGACAGUCACUAUGACAACGCAUGGUGUGACUGAUAAGAAAGCAUUCACUGUGGAGCAUCAAGAGACUUCUCAAUUUGAUGUGAUGGUCAAGACGCCGUUAAGAGUCCUCGUUAAAGAAAAUAUCACUGGAUCCGUAAGAGCCAUUUACCCGAACGGACAACCUGUUCAGGGAACCCUCUCCAUCUCACUCACUCGGCCAUCUGCUGGGGUGGACUUGGCGCAAACCAAAGAGAUAUAUGGGUCAGCUCAGUUCUUCUUCAGCAAUGUUCAAAUUCAAGGAAACCAAGCACCAGGAAUGGAUGAUGAUGAUCAAGUCAUACACAUUAAAGUGUGCAUUACGGACAAGCCCACAGGGAUUGAAGUCAGCAGGACAGUUGAGGUCCACCUAGUUCAGAACACAUUCCAGCUCAGAUUCAUUGAUUUCCCACAGUCACUGAAGCCAUCUUUAAACUUCUUUACAAACCUUAGCAUCACCAGAUAUGACGAAAAGCAUUUGAGGCCAGCAGAUCGAAUGCACUCCGUUGUGGUUAAUGUUAUUCAAAGGUCUUCUAUUACGGAGGCCAAAACUACCAAUAUGACUCUUCCAGUGCCGGAGGAUGGGAAUGUCCGCAUUAAGUUUAAAUUACAAAAAGAAGUGAAGAUGCUUAUUGUUCAGGCACGCUUCCAUUCAACUGCAGAGACGUUGAAGCUAUACAGCAACUAUUCAUCUCCAAGUGGCUCAUAUCUUCAGAUUUUCUCAAGUUCAACAGCAAUGAUUGGAUUACCAUAUCAAAUACAGAUGGAAAGUACAAUUCAACUAACCAAACUCCAUUAUGUGGUGAGCUCAAGAGGUCGAGUGGUGACAGCAGGAUCAAAAACAUCUUCUAGUUUUUCUCUUGUGCCAACAUUGUCCUGGUCACCUGAGGCCUGCAUCACAGUCUAUUCCAUUCUUGCUGAUGGAGAGGUCAUUAGUGACACUGCAUGGAUAACCAUUGAUCAGCAACGAUACGUUUAUCUGAACUGGAGCAGUGAAAAAGCCCAACCAGGGGAGAAUGUAACACUCACUGUGACAGCUCUUAAUCCAAAUUCCCACGCUGAAAUUUUGGUGAUUGGAAUGCAUGAUGAGGAACUACAUUCUGACUGGGAUUUAAAAUCAGAGCAGGGAUCUAAUGUUCAAAUGCUGUCUAAUGCUAGACUGCAUGUGGAUGAACACUUGGUGGAUGGGUCAGAAAAAUCCGGCAAUGUCCUACUAGUGGAGAAAUACUGGACAUACUGGCACAAAAGGGGUGUGGAUCAAAUGUGGUUUGAUGUUACUUUCAGAAAUAAUAAGUGGACAAGUGGGGCAAUAACAGUUCCAGAUGGUGUUACGUCUCUGGUAGCUGCCGCAUUGAUAAUGUCAGACGACUUUGGUUUUGGAUUCACUCCAGUGCCAAAUAAGCUGAUGGUGUCCAAAGAUUUCUCCUUGUCUCUUAAUGUUCCAUUAUACUGCAUCAGAGGAGAGGAGCUUUUACUGGAAGUGAACAUUAUCAACCACUUAGCAAGGGACAUAGAGGUGAUCUUGUUGUUAUCGAAAAAUGAAGCCUUUGAGUUUGUUUUGGAAACAUGUGAUGGCAUAUCUAAGGUAAAUGCUCAAACUCUCACCGUAGAGGUGUAUUCCUCAGCCACAGCAGUAUUCCCCAUCCGGCCUGUGGCACUCGGGGAGAUGCAAAUAUCUAUAGCUGCCGUAUCUGCAGACUCUUCAGACAGCCUCGUUUGGAACGUGCUGGUGAAGCCUGAAGGAAUUGAACAGUCCUUCUCAAAGACAUUCUUCCUGGAACUACAACCACUGACCCACAACUACUCCAAGUCCAUCUCCAUCUCUUUACCACCACAUGUGGUGCAGGACAGUCAGAGAGCCAAUGUGGUAUUAGUGGGUGAUGUAUUGGCCUUGUCCAUCCAGCACUUGGAUUCACUGGUUCAAUUGCCCCUUGGAUGCGGGGAGCAGAAUAUGAUCCACUUUGCUCCAAAUAUUUAUGUGCUUCAGUAUCUCGACAGGACCAAACAGGAAAAUAGAGAGCUCAGAAACAGAGCUUUGGGCUAUAUGCUUGAAGGGUAUCAGAGACAGCUGUCCUACCAGCGAGAUGAUGGAUCCUUUAGUGCUUUUGGUGCUCGAGACCCUGCUGGUAGCACAUGGCUCACAGCUUUUGUCUUGAGGUGCUUCCUUCAGGCCCAACUCUACAUACAGAUUGAUGUAACAGUUAUAGAAAUGGCCAGAACCUGGCUCAUGGGCACCCAGGGUCCCCAGGGACAGUUCUUUGAGGUGGGAAAUUUGAUGCACACACAAAUACAAGAAGGACUAAACAAUGAGCCUGUAGCCCUCACUGCUUUUGUGAUGAUUGCCUUACUGGAGAACAACACCUUUGUGGACAAGCACUAUAACAGUGUGUCCCUUACCAAAACGUACCUGGAGAGGAAAGUAACCAGUGACGCACUCAGUAACUACACUCUGUGUUUGGCAGCGUACGCGUUGGCUCUGGCCAACAGUUCAAUGGCUAGCACAGUGCUGGCUUAACUUAGCAGGAGAGCUGACUACCAAGAAACUAUGAUGUGGGCGUCCUCUGCUGGGCUGAACUUGCAUAAGGGGUGGCCACACUCAUCUCAGAUAGAAAUGGCCUCCUAUGUGAUGCUGGCACAUAUUCGGC